UACAUUUUGAACAUUUUUGGCGAAGAUUUCUCCGAACCACAAGCUAUUGGAAGCAAAAGCAUGGAGAACAUUAACAGCCAACGACUUCCUUUCACUGUAAUCGCUAAUCUUCAUUUCUCUUCCACUUCCUCCUUAGCUAGCUGAACAACGACCAACAACUCCAAGAAAACCUCUCUUAUGGCUGCUCCUCUGGUCGAAGGCGCAGCCGCCGCAGCUCUCCGAUCGGUAAUGUUUCGAGCUCGGCAGGCCGCUGAGCGCUCUGGUCGCCAUUUCGAUCAGGUCCGAGUCGUUGCAGUCUCGAAGACAAAGCCUGUAUCCCUUAUUCGCCAAGUCUACGAUGCCGCCCACCGCUGCUUCGGCGAGAACUAUGUUCAAGAGAUUAUCGAUAAAGCUCCUCAGCUUCCUCAAGACAUUGAAUGGCAUUUCAUUGGGCAUUUGCAGAGCAAUAAAGUUAAAUCGCUUCUCGCUGGAGUUCCUAACCUGGCCAUGGUUGAGGGUGUAGAUAAUGAGAAGCUUGCAAAUCAUCUUGAUCGUGCAGUUUCAAACCUUGGAAGGGAUCCGUUGAAGGUUCUAGUCCAAGUAAACACCAGUGGAGAAAUAUCAAAAUCUGGUGUUGAGCCUUCUGGAUGCAUCGAACUUGCAAAGCACGUGAAGUUGCGUUGCCCACAUCUACAGUUUUCUGGCUUGAUGACAAUAGGGAUGCCAGAUUAUACUUGCACUCCAGAGAACUUUAAGACGCUACUCAAUUGUAGAGCUGAGGUCUGCAGGGCACUUGAAAUGGCAGAAGAGCAGUGUGAAUUGUCAAUGGGAAUGUCUAGUGAUUUCGAGUUGGCGGAUGGAAAGAAAAUGUUUGAGUUACUCAAUAAUUUUGUAGAAUGCAUUGGAGAAGCCAAUGUCACACAAGUUAUUACAGAUAAUGCAUCAGCAAAUGUUAUGAUAGGGAGAUUUUUAGAAGCAAAACGACCACAAUUAAGUUGGUCUCCAUGUGCCGCUCAUUACUUGGAUUUGAUGUUGGAGGAUAUAUACAAGAUCCCACAUAUUCAUAAAGCACUAAAAAGAGGCAUCGAGGGGCAAAGCUAUUAUUUGGAUGGUGUGCUCUCUCAUUUCUUUUUUAUAUGCCUCAUUCAUCACACUGGCACGGCCGCACAUCGAACAUGUGACCUUGCGUUUAUGGACAACAAGCACUACCAGCUGAGCUAUGAAUCACAUUUGAAAACAUACCUUAAAUGUAAUAUAAACAUUAUCAGUCGGUUUCGAGUUUAUCUGGUUUGGUUAAUGAAAAACCCAACACUGGCCGAAUUUCUUCGGUUUUUCCUAUAUAGAAACCGUGACCGCAACCCGGACUGGUUACAAACGAAACCGACAUCGAUUUCGGUUGGUCACCGGUAAUCUUAACUUUGAAACUUCAUGAGUUGAACUUGUAAUUUAACGUUUUAUUUAAUAGAGCAAUAUUAUUAGUAUUAUUAUUGUUA
Benincasa hispida (wax gourd) is the source of this 1472-nucleotide messenger RNA. Its product is annotated as Putative pyridoxal phosphate-dependent enzyme, YBL036C type. The record is from RefSeq and is a predicted model, not a curated record. Lineage: Eukaryota; Viridiplantae; Streptophyta; Magnoliopsida; Cucurbitales; Cucurbitaceae. Gene Ontology annotation, molecular function: pyridoxal phosphate binding. Gene Ontology annotation, cellular component: intracellular anatomical structure.